This is a messenger RNA of Cryptomeria japonica (Japanese cedar), 1374 nucleotides long. RefSeq names its product G-type lectin S-receptor-like serine/threonine-protein kinase SD2-5. The transcript has 2 exons. NCBI's taxonomy places the organism in Eukaryota, Viridiplantae, Streptophyta, Pinopsida, Cupressales, Cupressaceae. Gene Ontology annotation, molecular function: ATP binding. The record is from RefSeq and is a predicted model, not a curated record. Bases 1 to 1374 code for a protein of 457 amino acids.
AUGGAUGAACAAUAUCCAGUCUCUAGAUUUUGUGGCACCGUCAGUUUACAAGAUGCACUCGUCAGACCGAUCCUUUUGAGCAGUAAUAUCUCAUAUAAUGAUAUGAAUCUGCAGUUUGGAUGUGGAUUCCUCUGCUAUGGCAGUCCUUGUGACACAGGCUACCUACUUGCAACUUUCUUUGCUGUUUACGACAUUGAUGGUAGGCUGUUUGAUAUGGAAAUGUCUUUUGACUAUCCAACUGAUACCCUGCUGCGAGGGCAGAAAUUAAAGGCAGGACAGAAGAUUACAGCAAACAUUUCUCAUAAGAAUACAAGCCAAUGUCGUUUCUAUUGUACCUUGCUUCAUGAUAGUUUUGCUAUGUUUACAGCCUCUGCACCUGCUAAAAUGUAUUUCAGAUAUCCCGAGACACGUGCAGGUGUUGAGUUCUCUUAUAUUCAGUUCGACAAUCAGUCCGUCCAUAUAUAUUCUCAAGGAGGAGGACCACCGUCAAUCAAUUUAUCAGUAUCCAAAACCUACCUUUACUUUAGGUUAGAUUCAGAUGGACAUUUAAGGGUUUGCUCCAUCCUCCAAACAACGGGAAGAUCUUCCCCUGACUAUCUGCCAUCCUUUAUGAGAUCAGUGGCUGAGUGCGAUUAUCCAAGACCAUGCGGAGACUAUGGUGUUUGCACAAAUGGUCAGUGCAGCUGUCCAACAAAUGGCAAUGCUUUCAAACCGAUUGAUGUCACAGAACCCAAUUUCGGAUGUGUUCCUCGCGUUCCUCUGGUGUGCUCAGAUAAAAGUAGGCGCAAAGAUCAUCACUUUUUGGAACUGGAGCACGUUUCCUACUUUACAUAUGUUUUCGAAAAUGCCUCCAGACCAGGAUUGAUUUCAUCUGAGGAAUGUAAAAGACUUUGCCCUGAAGACUGCUCUUGCAAAGCAGCUUUUUUCAGGUAUGAGGCCAAUUUUUGUACUGGUUAUUGCUAUCUAGAGUCCAAUAUCUAUUCUAUGAAAACUAAUAGUCCAGUACAUGAGUUUUACAAUUCCGCUGCUUAUAUUAAAAUCCAGUCAAGGUCCAAGCGCAGUAAAUACUUGGUUGUCGUCAUCAUCUGUGCUUCUGUGGGCGGAGCGCUAGCUCUAUUAAUCUUAUUGUGGGCAUGGAUAAAUAAGUCUCAGAAUAGCAGACAGCAGACAGAAAAGGAUGAAGAUGAUGGUGAGCAUGAUCAUGUAGAUUGGCCAGGACGCUUACCAUUGUCGUUCUCAUUCCAAGAUUUGCAAGACGCAACAAAUGGCUUUAGUAUGAAGUUAGGAAGAGGAGGGUUCGGGUCAGUUUACGAAGGUGUUUUGGCUGACGGCUCAAAGAUAGCAGUGAAGCGCCUUGAUGGGGCAGGACAAUAA